Prorocentrum cordatum is the source of this 1280-nucleotide messenger RNA. Lineage: Eukaryota; Dinophyceae; Prorocentrales; Prorocentraceae. The record is from the annotation of a GenBank genome assembly.
GCCGAAAAGGCCUUCCGUAGCCAUUUUGGCUCAAGGCAUUUUGGCUCAAGGGCCGUUUGGGCUUAGGCGAAGUGUGAUACAUUUUGUUAAAGUCAAAUGGGUUUGGCACUCAGCGACAUGCUGCGCAGUCGUAGGGGAAACGCGGCUGCAGCCUUGGCUGCAAUCUUUGUGCUUUCGGCAGCGUGGGGCAGCUGCCCGACACGGAGCUCGAAGAGCAUGAUUAUGUCAAUUGGUCUUCGCAUUGGCUCUUCAGUUGGUCGAAGUAGUUCGCAGCGGUGCUGGAAGGCCAGCAACUUGUGCGAAAACAUGAAGGACUAUAUCGAUCGGAACGGCCUGACUCACAUUUUCGUUGGAACUUCAAGUAAAACUGGUGGUUCGACAACCAAGAUCGAGAAUUUGUCCAGACUUGCGCGUCAUGUCUACAGACGGGACGACCCGAUCGAGUCUGCCAACAAUGCCGAGUCGGAUCACCUCUUUAGACCCGUCAUCUACAUCUCGGACCACGCCAUGCUCGCCGGGUACAACGCACCCUACUGGGUUCAGCCUUACGCCACGGCUGCCAAAGCGUCCGACUGCGCGGUGGCUUCUGCAUUGGGACUCCAGGUCGUAAAGCGCUGAUGAUCAGGGGAUGCUCUCUCCUGUUCUCUAUUGAAGUCUGCCAAGGAGUCUGGUCUCCCUGUUGAGGCGAGGUCGCUGGUGUGCAUGGCGCAGGCUGCUCAGUACAGGUGCGCUUUCUAUACGAAAGCCUUCUUCGAUAUGGGUCAUCUCCUCGACACGAUCGGGGCGUUUGACGAGGCGUGAGUCACUCACGAAACCGACAAAUACACGGGGACGGGUUGCUGCUGGGUGCGUUGGUCGCUGGCGGGCCAGGGAGCAACCGUCGCAGAUUUGUCCCCUCGGUCUGGGUCACGGGCUGCGGCUCGCAGGCCAGGAGGGAUAUUGCUCCACAGCAGUGGAAGCGUGUGGGAUGCACGGGGACUGGGCGUCCGAGCGAUGGCAAGCCUCUGCGGCGCGGCCGCCGGGCUUUCUACAUGCUGCUUUCUGUACUUCUCUGGCGCGCCCGCGAAGUCUUUUCCCAUUCUGAGCGGCCCUUGCUUUCCCCGUCCUUCUCUCUCUUCCCGCAUCCCGGCGUGCCCCCGUUUGUUUCCCGCGCGUCCCGCUCGAUCCGCCACCAGCCUCGGCCCGCUCGCGCCCACUGACGCAGAACAAGUUUCAGAGGGCCACGAGCAGCGCAAAAAAAAAAACGCCGAAAAGGCCUCCAACAGAGCCCCAAGACUGCC